Molecule: messenger RNA, 429 nt
Organism: Rotaria sordida
Lineage: Eukaryota; Metazoa; Rotifera; Eurotatoria; Philodinida; Philodinidae
Source: the annotation of a GenBank genome assembly
AUGACAUCGCCGGUAAAAUUGAUUUCAGUACGUCAAAUUCCGGAAGCAUCAGCUCAGGAUGAAUUUAUUUGGGUAUAUCAGAUGAAUGAUAAAUGGACUCCUUUUUCUGAUGCUGCAUCAUCAACCAUUGAAAAAGCCUUUCGACAAGGCAUCGAAGAGAUAGUUAUUAAUGGAAUUUAUCGUAUUGAUUUAAAGUGCUUCGUACAAGAACAUAUUGAUGAUCGAAAUUGUAAACAAUCGAUUCGACGACGACGACGAUGUCUCCAUAAAUCAUCAAUCGAAGAUGAAUCUCGACGUUGUGAACGAUUCUCAUCUCCUUUGGGAUUAGUUUCAAAUUGUAAUGUAAGUGCGGAUACAAACUAUUAUGGUUCACUAUUUAUUGAAGCAUGCAAUAAAAAGGAAAUGAAAUUAGCUGGAAUAAAUUUUUAA